GAGUUUGUGAUGCAUUAAAUGCAGGUCACUCAUGGAUCAACCGUAAGUACGGUAAUGAGUAUAGAUAGUUUACGUACGGUGUGUGAUUUCAAGUGACAAUAGCCAGUAGCAAUGCAGCACAUGGCAACACUUAUAGAAUCUCCCCGUCGCCUGAUGAUAAGACUAACUUCUUCUAGGGCUCGGGCUGCGUGUUUCAAUCCAAAUUUCCUUCAAAAAGACUUGUCCUUUCCACCAUCGCCCACCAAACGGUGAAAUAUUGACGCCCACGCACUCCACAAUAACACAAAACGCCAUAUGGUUUUACUGCACACACAGCAGACGAUCAAGUAUUUUCGAGUUGCACCAGCUGCUGUUUGGGCACUCGAUUAUUGUCUGACCCUUGAACAUGAAGUCCGUCUAUUUAGCAAGAUGGGUCGUUGGAACAUUACGACUGUCAUGUUCAUCGUAGCUAGAUAUGUUCCGAUAGUGUGGAUUAUCAGCGAAAUAUACGUCACUCUUGGGCCACAAUCACUACAAAUGUGCUUGACUACAUACCGGACUGCUGGAGUGUCCUUGCUUCUCAUCAUGUUAGCUGCUGAAGGCCUGCUUCUCAUGCGUACACUUGCCUUAUGGCACGACAAUAGAAAGAUAAGGCGAUUGUUAUCGGCAAUUUACUUGGUUACAGCUAUCUCCACGAUCACUUGCAUUGCCAAUUCAAUCACGGAUCAUCUGCUCGAAAGCGCAUGUGUGCCCACAACAGCUCCGAGUGAUUUAGAAAUUGUCACGAGACUGGAACGCCUGAUAAUGGGAGGGUUUGUCAGCAUGGCAUUUUUUGAGCUCACGGUGGCUGCCAUCACAGUGUAUCAUUCAAUGCAUUUACGCUCUGUCGACAUGCACAACCUCCGUAAAAUAGCCCCGACCUUAUCGAAGGGGAGUUUGGUAUAUGCGCUGUCACUUUUUGCAAUAUCUAUUGCAAACAUCGUUUCUUUUUCCUUGCCGGUCUCAAACGGGUAUAGUGGCAUCAUCGAUGUGUUUCAAGGUGUUCUUCAUGGUGUUAUAGCUUCACGAAUUCUUUUUGAUCUGCGCGAUGCAGACCAGAGGAACAAAGAUAUCUUCUGCCUUUCUGAUUUACAAUUUGAACCGCACAGGAUAUCUACGGCUACCUCAGGCAAUGUAUGAAUCAUAUAUGUACGUCCAAUCGUAAGAUUCAAGC
Suillus subaureus is the source of this 1192-nucleotide messenger RNA. RefSeq lists its product as uncharacterized. The coding region runs from base 295 to 1158 and encodes 287 amino acids. NCBI's taxonomy places the organism in Eukaryota, Fungi, Basidiomycota, Agaricomycetes, Boletales, Suillaceae. The record is from RefSeq and is a predicted model, not a curated record. The transcript is spliced from 13 exons.